Dioscorea cayenensis subsp. rotundata (Guinea yam) is the source of this 1743-nucleotide messenger RNA. Its product is annotated as plant UBX domain-containing protein 11. Lineage: Eukaryota; Viridiplantae; Streptophyta; Magnoliopsida; Dioscoreales; Dioscoreaceae. The transcript has 10 exons. The record is from RefSeq and is a predicted model, not a curated record. Gene Ontology annotation, molecular function: protein binding. Bases 95 to 1630 code for a protein of 511 amino acids.
AGCCCCAAAACCCGACUACUUCUUUCCGGGAAGAAAGUUCAUCGUUUUGAUCGUCGAUUCUUGCCCUCUUCGAAAUCUCUUCUCAAUUUUCAAGAUGGAAGGAUCCACUUCUUCAUUUGAAUACAAGGGUUCAAUUGCUGAUGCAAUCAAUGCAGCACGAACAGAGAAGAAACUUUUUGUAGUUUGUAUUUCAGGUGAAGAUGAAAACUCAAUCCUUCUUGAACAGUCAACUUGGGUGGAUUCAAGUGUGGUUGAUUCAAUCUCAAAAUAUUGCAUUUUUUUGCGUCUUAAACAAGGAAGCUUGGAGGCAUCGCAAUUUUCUGCCAUAUACCCACAGCAAUCUUUCCCAAGUAUAACUGCCAUUGGGUGUAAUGGUUUGGUUCUAUGGAAGCAUGAAGGUUAUGUGAAUGCUGAAAAUUUUCUUGAGAAUAUUGAGAAGGCUUGGGCAGCCUUUCAUCUGCAGGGAGCAACUGCAAUGUUUGUGGCAGCAGCUCUUGCUUCAAAGCAACCUGAACCUGCAAAUUUGACUUCUGCUAAUGUUGUUCCAUGUGAAGAAGGAAGUUCUUCAAACAUGGGUGCUGCAACUGCAUCAGCUGAAGCAGAAAAACCCUCUGUUGUUAUAGAAGCUAGACCUUUAACUAUCCCUGAAGCACCAGUAGAUCAGAAAGUUGGUGAACAACAUGCUCUGCAAGAUCAUGAGCCCGUUGAAGGUUCCUCAAUACCAAAUGAAGUCCAUGACCACAAUAUUAAUAAGGGGACACAGUUUAGUUCUCCAACCUGCAGUGUUGCUGAUAGUUUCACUACACCACAGGGCACUGCAAAUGAAAAUAAUGCUACACACACAACAGAAUCAGCUGAGGGGACUUCUAGUAACAGUCCAAUAAAUCCUCAAGAAACGUCAUUGAUGGAUAUUGAUGAACCAGACAACAAAAAUCAGAUGAGCGUUAAUGAGAUGCCUGUCUCUAGUAAUGCUAUAAAGUCAAAUGAGAUUCAUCUUAAUAUUCGCUUGCCUGAUGGCUCCACUCUCCAGACAAAAUUUUCCAUCUCAGAUACAUUAAGUUUGGUAAAAAAUUAUGUGGAUGAAAAUCAAUCUAGCACCAUGGGUCCUUAUGCUCUGGCUGUUCCUUAUCCUCGGAAAGUUUUUGGUGAACAAGAUAUGUUCAAAUCGUUAUCUGAAUUGGAGUUCAGCAGCCGACAGGCAUUAAUUGCUGUGCCUCACCGUCGAAACAUUCAACCUCGUGGAGGUCAAUCAACAAAUAAUGUGGUUAGAGCGACAGAUUCAAGUCAGUCUAGUGAAGGAUAUUUUGGAUAUGUGAAGAGGAUAUUAUCUUAUGCAAAUCCAUUUGCCUACUUUGGUGGCAAUGCCAAUUCAUCAAGUUCUCAAGCAAUCCCACCAAAUGAUGGAUUAUGGCAGUACAGUCCAAAUCCCUCUAUGCAAAAUCAAUUGAAUCGGCAAAGCCCACCAAGAGGUGAUACGAUCAGGAAUCCGAGGAGUUCAUCAAGGCCAUUUGGCAGCAAUAUUCAUACCCUCCAGCACGAUGAAGAUCAAUUGCCGCCCGGUGACAGGAACACUUUCUGGAACGGGAAUUCAACACAAUUUGGAGGUAACAACAAUGACAACAACCGGUAAUAAGAUAAUCUAGGUCAACAUGCUGGAGUUGUAAGCUUAGCUUCAUUUGCAGAAGUCACAUAAUAUGAGAACAGAUUCGAAUAAAUAAAAUCAAGAACGCUGGAAGUUACGCU